This is a messenger RNA of Astrephomene gubernaculifera, 2527 nucleotides long. NCBI's taxonomy places the organism in Eukaryota, Viridiplantae, Chlorophyta, Chlorophyceae, Chlamydomonadales, Astrephomenaceae. The record is from the annotation of a GenBank genome assembly.
AACCAUGUUGCCACGUGUAGGCCUAGGCUGCACUUUAAGAGAGAGGUAGAUAGUUAAAGAAGAAUGCCGGACAUACCGAUAGUUGGAAGCUACUUUUCAACCAGCGGACCACUAGGCAUCUGGACGCCUGCGGUGGCCAUUUCGCUGAACAUUAUUGCCGCAUGGAUUAUAGUGGCGCUUAUAAGGGCAAUAGCUUACCUACGUGCGCCCAAGUACGACCUUUUUAAGCUUCCGUCGCCAGCGAAUAGCGGAUUAAUCCUUGGACACGCGAAAGCAUUGCUGACGCGACCCGACUACCACCGACUUUUGCUGGAAUGUGCUCGGGAAUGCGGCAGCAUCUUUCGCCUUCGACUGCUUCACCGCCAUGUGGCUGUCAUCAUGGACCCGGCGGCGGCAGCCCACGUGCUGUCAGUCGUGCCGGGUCGCCCCCACAGCUACGGACAUGUGGACGAGGUGCUGGGCGGCCGGGGAGUGCACAGCAUGUUCGGCACAUCGGACGAGGUGCACUGGCGCGCGGUGCGGAAGGCCACCGCACCCGCCUUUGCCAUGGCGAAUGUCAGGCGCUACUUCCGCGGCGUGUUGACUGCCGCCGGAGAGCUGCUGAGUCGACUGGAGGCGGACAUGAAGGGGCAGGAAGGGGGAGAGGGGGAGGCGGAGGCGGGGAGUGACCCACGGGUCGGUGGGGCGGUUAAGGUGGAGAUGGAGCCACUGCUGCAGCGCAUGAUGCUGCGAGCCACCCUGGAGGGGCUGCUGGAGGUCCCCGACGCCACCCGCGUGCCAGGGUUUGACACGCUGGCCCCCAGCAUCGUGCUGCUCAUGGCGGAGGCCAACGCGCAGAUCACCGACCCCCUCCGCGCGCUCUGGUACCGCACCCCCCUGGCACCGCUGUGCUCCAAGCAUGUAGCCAGCUGCCGGCGGGCGCUGCGGGAGGUCACAGACUUCCACACUCGCACCGCAGCAGCCAUUCUAGCCAGGCCCGACCCCGCCCCCACCAAUACACUGCUGUGGGCGUGUCUGCACCGCCUGCGGGACUGGCGGGGCGGCAGCAGUGCCGGGGCCAGUGGAGGGGAGGGCGGCAGGCUGUCACCCCAGCAGCUGCAUCCGGAGGUGGGCAUGUACACCACUGCGGGUUUCGACACCACCGCAUCCACCCUGGGCUGGUGCCUCUACGCUGUGGCCCUGCACCCGGGGCACCAGCGGGCGCUGCUGCAGGAGCUGCGGCAGUACGGCAUAUUCCCGCCCGAAUGCGUUGUAACCGCCGUACGGAAGAAGAACAAGAACAAGAACAAGGAGAACAACGAGAAGAAGAAGAACAACAGCGAGAGUUGCUCUCAUGGGGGAAAAGCGGAAGAUCCGGAGACCAAGAGGGAUACGGAGGCCGAGGCUGUGGAGGAGGAGGAGACGGAGGAAGCGGCAGGGAGGGCGGUGGAGUUGGAGUUGGAUGCGGGCCGGUGUCCGGGACCCGAAGAGCUGGCUCGCCUGCCGCUGCUGAACGCAUUCGUGUGGGAGGUGAUGCGGCUGUUCCCAACUGCCGGUGUCAGCGCGGAGAGGCUCUCCCCCACCCAGCCGGUGCGGCUGCCGAGCGGCCUCACGCUGCCCCCCGGGGUGUCGCUGUGGACCCCCAUGUACGGACUGCAUGCGUCGGACCUCAACUGGCAACACGCGGAGGAGUUCAGGCCGGAACGCUGGUUGGAGGACCCGCACUGCGCCUUCGCUCGCACCCUCCCCGACAAUAACAACAACACCAGCACCAGCAGCAGCACCGCGGCAGCAGCUGCGGCGGCGGCCCCCGAUGUCUCAGGAUGCGCUGCCGCUGCUGCUGCUGCUGCUGCUGGUGGCGGUGGCGGCGGUGCGGCAGGCGGGUUCGAGAACACCCAGCGGGGCGGCGGUGCGGCGCAUGCGGAGGAGGGGGGGGCGGCGCGGCGCUUCAUGCCGUUUGGAGAGGGACCCAAGAACUGCGUGGGGCAGAACUUCGGUAUCGCGGUCGUCAGGGCGGUGUUUGCGCUGCUGCUGCGGCGCUAUUACAUCGCACUGCACCCGAACAUGAUGGGGGAGCUGCUGCAGGGGGCGGAGGGGGCAGCGGAGGGGGCGGCAGGAGAGGGCGGGGAGGAGGGCGGCUGCCUGGUUUCCUGCCUGGCCACCCGCACUGCGGCCCUCACACAGGUGGCGGUGGCGACCAAGCUGAGGCGGCUGCGGCUGGUGCUGAGCAGGAGGCAGGAGUGAGGGAGGCAGGAGGGAGGCGGGUGUUGGCGUAGCUGGGUUGGGGAUGAGGGAGUGGGGGUCUUUGGGUCUGCGGGGCUCUGGUAGGCUCUGCUUAGGUGAGCGCCGUAUACGGUGCGAGCUGGGUUGGAAUUGUGCGAGCUGAGCUGAGUUUGAUGUUAUGGUGGACUGAGUUUUAUGACAGGGUGAGCGUAAUUAUGCCCGCUACGGGUUUUAAGCCUGUUAUGCGGCGGCCUUGCUGGUUGGGGAGGAAUGUCCGGUGGUACAGGGUUGGGGGCAUGUUCACAAUGUAACCUCCUCGUGUUUU